Molecule: messenger RNA, 1197 nt
Organism: Colletotrichum orchidophilum
Lineage: Eukaryota; Fungi; Ascomycota; Sordariomycetes; Glomerellales; Glomerellaceae
Exons: 2
Source: RefSeq, a predicted model, not a curated record
UGGUCCGUAGCAUUCCUGCUUUGGCGACAGUGCCCUCUCGAUCACAAGCCUGCGACUUACCAGAAUAGCAGGCCGAGAACAGACCGCCACGCCAUCCCACCGAAUUCCCCGACAACCAUUGAUUGUCAACACAGGCGGACGGACCGACGGACGGUAGUCCCCCUUCCUUCAACCAGUGAAGAAAUAAAUCAAAACACAAUGCCCCCCUUGCGGCCCUGGGGUCCCAUUUUCGAAGAGAUUACUCUUCCGCAGAAUAGAAUGUCAUCGACAGUCUUCUCGAUGCUGCCAACGUCGCUUCAGUCCCGGCUGCCGCCGCUGCGGUCUAUCCGCAAGAGUGCAAGCAUGCAGACCCUCACCUCAAGCAGGCAAUCGCACAGCCGCUCUCUUUCAGGACUUGACGACGGCGUGCACCGGAACAUCACGCAAGCGCGCCUCAUUUCCGAGAGCACGGAGGAGCAGCACAUGAGCUUGGUGGCCACCGAACACCACCAGUCAUCGCGGACGUACGAGGUACGAUCUGCAGCCGAGAAGCUCGAGCAGCAGCGGCAACAAGCGGAACAGUUCUAUCAACAACAGCAGGCAUCGAGCCAAUGUUCAAACGUGGAUUGGCGCUUCGCCCAGCAAGGACUUGCUUUGAUUGCCGUCGCCCAAGAUGAGUUGAGGCAUCCGUCAAGGCGGCCGGCGGUCGACUUCGAGAGGAAAGCGUUCCUCGACGGCGUCGAGUAUAUUCUCAAAGCCCUCCCCAGCGACCUAAACGAACACGAGCUUGACCGACUCCGCACGUCAACACCCUCCAACUUCAUUCCCCCGCCAAGUCCCGGUGGUCGGGCCUAUUCACCCUCACGGGGCGCGAACAAUGGCAGGUCAAUUCUUCACCGGGGCGUACAAAUUGCUGUUGUCAACAUCUUCGUCCUGAUCCAUCUGGCGCUGCCAUACAUCAUCCUUCUGCUGCGGUUAGCGGCCCGCACUGAGAGGGAGUACCGGAUAUCGGAGAACCUCGUAGGUGCGGGCAUGGGCCUCGCCAACGCGAUCGGUAGUAAGGGAAUGCGCAUAACCGGGGCGCUGUGCAACGUGGGCGAUGGCAGGCUCGGGCAUGCUCUUACGGAGGCCAUCGCCUGGACUGUCGAGGGCCUCACGGGCGGCCUGUCCGACGGUGUCGGCGAGGGCUUGUCCAUCGUGGCGCCCAAACGACAAUGA